Messenger RNA from Arabis nemorensis, 3006 nucleotides. NCBI's taxonomy places the organism in Eukaryota, Viridiplantae, Streptophyta, Magnoliopsida, Brassicales, Brassicaceae. The record is from the annotation of a GenBank genome assembly.
AUGAAGCGUGAGAUAAAAACCCCCAAUAUUCCUGAAGAGAGUUUCCAAGGCGAUAAGAAAGGGAAACAAGGGAGGACUUCUGGCCCUGCAAGACGAUCAACCAAAGGACAAUGGACAUCUGAAGAGGACGAAGUCUUGUGUAAAGCUGUUGAGCGUUUUCAAGGAAAGAACUGGAAGAAGAUAGCUGAAUGUUUCAAGGACCGGUCAGAUGUCCAGUGUCUUCAUAGAUGGCAAAAGGUCUUGAACCCAGAGCUUGUGAAAGGGCCGUGGUCGAAAGAGGAGGAUACAACAAUAAUUUCUCUGGUAGAAAAAUACGGGCCAAAUAAAUGGUCAACUAUUUCUCAGCAUUUACCUGGGCGCAUAGGAAAGCAAUGUAGGGAAAGGUGGCAUAACCAUCUUAACCCUGGCAUCAAUAAAAACGCAUGGACUCAGGAAGAGGAAUUGACUCUUAUUCGUGCGCAUCAAAUUUAUGGAAAUAAAUGGGCAGAGCUAAAGAAAUUUUUGCCUGGAAGGUCAGAUAAUUCAAUAAAAAAUCACUGGAACAGCUCAGUUAAGAAGAAGUUAGAUUCCUACUAUGCAUCAGGUCUUUUAGAUCAGUGUCAAAGCUCGACAUUAGUUGCCCUUCAGAACAAAUCUGUUGCUUCAUCUUCCUCAUGGAUGCAAAGCAGUGGAGAUGAAACUAAUUCUAGGCCAGGGGCUGAUGCUGAAGAAUCAGAAUGCAGCCAAGCUUCAACUGUUUUCAGUUGUUCACAAUCUACAAAUGAUUUACCAGAUGAGGUUAAAUCUGCAAAUGAGGAAUUUUACAUGCCUGAGUUGCCUUCAGGAACAGAGCAGCAGAACACAAACUCUGCAUCUCAUGCAGAACAGUACUACCCUUCCUUUGAAGAUGUCAAAAUUGUUGUCCCCGAUAUUUCUUGUGAAGCAGAAUGCUCAAAUAAGUUUCAGAAUCAUAAUUGUUCUCAGGAGGUUAGAACUAACCCAACUACGGAGGAUCAAUUGCAGGGUGUAUCUAAUGAUGCUAAACAAGACCUCGGCGUAGACUGUCCUCAGUUAUUGACCCAUACAAUGGACGUAGAUGGAAAUACUGAAGCACUCAAAGCUUUUCAAAGUUCAGUCAGAUUAACUGAUCAACCUUUGUUGCCAAACUCGGACACUGGUUCUCAUCAACAAGCUCAAACCUUGAUCUCAGACGAGGAGUGCUGUAGGGUUCUUUUCCCAGAUACCAAGAAAGAUAGCAGUACAUCUUCUGGAGAACAAGGUCCAAAUAUGGUUGGCCCUCAAAAGGGCAAAGGAUCUCUUAUCUCCCAGUCUACAGAAACCCAUGCUCAAGAAACUGGAAACAUUCCAGCUUUAUCCUGGCAUCCUCCAAGUUCUGAGGGUCUGGCGAGUCAUAAUUGUGCUCCUUUGUUAGAUUCAGCUGUGAAGGACUCACUUUUAGUCCGUAAUGAUUCUAAUGAUCCUAUUCAAGGUUGUCACCUUCUUGGAGCUACUGCAUUAGAACAUACAACUGAUACAAAUGAUAGUUUCAUCAACACUGAUGGACGUGUAACUUCCCAUGGCAAUUAUGAUAAUGAUGGUAUCCCAGAACAGCAGGAGCUGUCAUAUAUUCCCAAGGAUUCUUUGAAGCUGGUACCUCUGAAUAGUUUUUCUUCUCCUUCUAGAGUGAAUAAGAUUUAUUUUCCUAUUGACGAUAAGCCAGCUGAAAAAGACAAAGGAUCUCUUUGUUACGAACCUCCUCGUUUUCCAAGUGCAGAUAUUCCUUUCUUCAGCUGUGAUCUUGUACCAUCAAAUAGUGACUUAAGGCAAGAGUACAGCCCCUUUGGUAUUCGUCAGUUGAUGAUUUCUUCGCUGAAUUGUACAACUCCGUUAAGGUUAUGGGAUUCACCGAGUCACGAUAAGACUCCUGAUGUCAUUAAAGAUGCUGCCAAAAGUUUUAAUGGAGCACCAUCCAUCUUAAAGAAGCGGCAUCAGGACUUGCUGUCACCUCUGCUUGAUAGAAGAAAAGAAAAAAGGCUUAAAAGAGCUGAGGCUUCCUCCUUGUCUAAAGAUUUUUCACGCUUAGAUGUUAUGCUUGAUGAUGAAGAUGAUUGCAAGUCCUCUUGUCCAUUAGAUUCUCCUGACGACAAAAAUAGAUGUGCCUCCCAUUCCGAAGCCAAACAUAAUAGGGAUUCUGCUUCAGGUCGGUCAGAUCAAGAAAUGAUUUCUAUAUAUGAGGACCCAAAGGAAACAUUGGAGUCCGGAGGAGUGACUUCUGUGACAAACGAAAAGGGAUGUUAUGACGGUGGUGCUUCAGCUAAAAAUGACCAAGAAACUACUACAAGUUAUGUUGAUCAUAAUGAUGAGGAGAUACAACUGUGUUCUCCUGAUAAAACUGGAUCUAGACCAGAUAAUGCAAAAGAUCCAUCGAACCAACAGAAAAGGUCAUUAGAUACAAUUCCAACUGGAGAAUUCUCACCAGAACCUCUAUACACUGCAGACUACAUUCCUUUAUCAGCAAUCGCAGGAAAUAAAACCAACACUGCAGAGAGCAGUGUUAAUAUUGAUUUCAGCAUAUUUGAUGGAACGCCGUUCAGAAAACUCCUUGAUACCCCAUCACCGUGGAAGUCCCCUUUACUCUUUGGUUCUUUCUUGCAAAGUCCAAAGUUGCCUCCAGAAAUUACAUUUGAGGAUAUUGGGUGCUUUAUGAGUCCGGGAGAGAGAAGUUAUGAUGCCAUAGGACUGAUGAAGCAUUUGAGUGAACACACAGCUACGGCUUAUGCAGAUGCUUUGGAAGUUUUGGGUAAUGACACACCUGAAACGAUACUCAAGAAGAGACAGCUGAACAAAUCUAUUCAAGGGAAAGAAAACCAGCACUGGCCUCACGAUCAACUAGAAAACCGAUCCCAGGUGGAGCGUCGCACCUUGGACUUCAGUGAUUGCGGGACACCGGGGAAAGGAAAUGUAUCCUCGGCUUCUCCGGGGGGUUACUCGAGCCCAUCAGCUUACCUUUUGAAGAGUUGCAGAUAG